AUGGGCUUUUUCGACUCGCGCUAUUUUUUGCGCGGAAAAGGGCUCAGGCUCUCGGUCACCUUCUGCUCAUGUACUGGUUUCCUUUUGCUUGGUUAUGACCAGGGUGUGAUGGGUUCCAUCAUUGGUGCUGAUAAUAGGUUUGGCCAGGACUUCAACCACCCCGAUGCCACGAGACAGGGUUUAAUCACUUCGGUCUACGACUUGGGAUGUGUUCUCGGGUCGAUUAUUUCUUUCUUCAUUGGUGAGGCCAUGGGAAGGCGGAAGAUGAUGCUUUUUGGUGCUUCCAUCAUGAUUGUGGGAACCAUAUUGCUUGGUUCGUCUUACUCUCUCGGACAGCUCUACGUGGGUAGAAUUGUCACAGGACUCGGAAAUGGAUUUAAUUCUUCGACUAUUCCAGUUUAUCAAUCAGAGUGUGCUCUUGCGGCCUAUCGUGGUGUUUUGCUCACAUGGCAGGCCGUGGUGACCAUUCUUGGUGUCGUGAUUGCGUAUUGGAUCGGCUUUGGAACCUCUUUCACAGACAGCUCUGUCCAAUGGAGAUUUCCAAUUUCGUUCCAGGCACUGUUCGCUAUUUCUCUUGUAAUUGAGUGUUUUUUCCUCCCAGAAACUCCUCGUUGGUUGAUCCAACAGGGCCGUUCUGAGGAGGCAGCUCAAGUGCUGGCCGACUUGUUGGGUGGUGAUACUACUCCAGACUCUGACGAGGUGGUCCGCGAGCGUAUUGAGAUCGAAACCGCUGUGGAGCUUGAAUCUCGUGGAGGUCCAUUCAGAAUUAAGGAGCUUUUCGAAGGAGGUCCAAUCCAGAAUUUCAGACGUAUGCUUCUGAGUAUCGGUAUCAACAUUAUGCAACAGUUCACGGGAUCGAAUAUGAUCAACUACUAUGCGCCAAUCGUUUACCAGGAAACAAUGGGUAUGGACAGAAUCACCAGUUUGAUCAUGGCAGGAUGUACUGAGAUCGUUUAUCUGAUUGGUUCUCUGAUUCCCUUGUGGUGCGUGGAAAAGUUUGGUAGAAGAAACCUGCUUAUCGCUUCGUCUGCUGGACUUUCAUUCUGCUUCAUCAUGGUGUCCAUCCUACUCUCAAUUGGUACUGAAAGGUGUGCAAUUGGAGCCUCUGUAUUUGUGUAUCUUUACCAGUUGUUCAUGGGUAUUGGCUGGUUGCCAGUUCCAUGGUACUACCCUGCUGAGCUGAACACCACCAGACUGAGAUCCAGAGUCCAAGCCAUUGGCUCGGCCUUUAACUGGAUGUCUGUGUUUGCUGUGGUUCAAAUCACUCCUAUCGCCAUUCAGAAUAUUGGCUGGAAGACUUUCAUCAUCUUUGCCAUUCUGUGUGCUGUCUGGAUUAUCGUGAUAUUCUGUCUCUACCCUGAGACCUCAGGUCUUGAGCUCGAAGAUAUCGACCACAUCUUUGAGAGACCAGGUCUCACCAGAGGUGUCUUUACCACUCGUGGUAAGACAGUCGAGAAGCAUGCUCACGCCAGGGCUAUGCACUUGCUCGAGGACGAAAAGGCCUCGGUUGAAGAGAUGGAAAAUGGCGACGGCGACGCCUGA
Molecule: messenger RNA, 1542 nt
Organism: Kuraishia capsulata CBS 1993
Lineage: Eukaryota; Fungi; Ascomycota; Pichiomycetes; Pichiales; Pichiaceae
Exons: 1
Coding region: 1-1542 (513 amino acids)
Biological process (GO): transmembrane transport; carbohydrate transport
Cellular component (GO): membrane
Molecular function (GO): carbohydrate:proton symporter activity
Source: RefSeq, a predicted model, not a curated record